This is a messenger RNA of Fomitiporia mediterranea MF3/22, 747 nucleotides long. RefSeq lists its product as uncharacterized. The record is from RefSeq and is a predicted model, not a curated record. NCBI's taxonomy places the organism in Eukaryota, Fungi, Basidiomycota, Agaricomycetes, Hymenochaetales, Hymenochaetaceae. The transcript has a single exon. The coding region runs from base 1 to 747 and encodes 248 amino acids.
AUGUUCAUAACGGGAGAAGGGAAGAUGGAGGAACGGACCUUUGGUGUAGGUGUAGAGAGCUGCCACCUCAGGAGGUCACCCGUUAGUGAUGAGAAGAAACAUCGCGUACUGGCGAACAAGACAAGUCAACAUGCGAACUUUCAAGUACUCAAGCGUAACGAAAUGUAUAGUGUGUACACACACCUAGAGAACGGCUUCUCGCGUCGUAGGAACUUGCUCGCAGACCCUUCCCUCCCAUUAAACUUUAAUCUUACGGGCGUUAGUGAGAACGGCCUCCGCUCAAUCGUCGCCACAGCUAUCGUAUCCGAAUGCAACUCGGACUCCGAACCAGCGUCCACACCCGAGUUCGCGUCGGCGACUUCGUCAAUCGUAUCUAGCGGUGUGCUCAUACUACUCGUCCUUCGUCUCGUCGAUACGCAUCUUCGGAUCCGAUACCGCGGCCCUGCAUGGGUUGAGCUAGAAUUCGAAUGUGACGUGGAAGAAGCGGCGGGAGGAUCGGCGCGGAUACGCAGUAUGCUAGUUAUCUCUGCGUCGAGGCGCCCAUAUCCCAUUGAGCGCUUACUCGUUGAAACACGAUACAGUGGUGCACCGUCCGAGGUGAGGUAUUCCGCAUCGAAGGGAUCGUUCCGAGAAAGCGUCAGCGUAAUUGCGCCGCGCUCCGCCGCAUCGAAGAAGCUGUUCAUUCGAGGGAGAAGAUUCUCCAUCCUUGGCUGUAUCCAGCCUUCGAAGCAAGAUAAAGGCGGAUGA